Molecule: messenger RNA, 2381 nt
Organism: Alosa sapidissima (American shad)
Lineage: Eukaryota; Metazoa; Chordata; Actinopteri; Clupeiformes; Clupeidae
Product: mitogen-activated protein kinase kinase kinase 3-like
Exons: 13
Coding region: 435-2231 (598 amino acids)
Biological process (GO): protein phosphorylation
Molecular function (GO): ATP binding; protein kinase activity
Source: RefSeq, a predicted model, not a curated record
CAUCUUCAGGCAAAACUGCCUCAGCUUCAGAAAAACCUCUGUCAUCUUCAGACAAAACUGCCUCAGCGUCAGAAAACCCUCUGUCAUCCUCAGAUAAAACUGCUUCAAACCAAACGGCCUAAGAAAAACAUCUCAAAGGACUCAGGUCUCAGAAAAAACGCUGUCGGAAAAAGUGGAGUCAGGUCUCAGAAAAAACGCUGUCGGAAAAAGUGGAGUCAGGUCUCAGAAAAAACGCAGUCAGAAAAAACAGAGUCAGACGAACAAGUCUCGGAUAAAAAGUUAUCAGAGUCAGGUAUCAGACAUCAGAUGAAAAUGAGUCGGGUCUCAGGAAAACAGCUGUCCGAAAAAGUGGAGUCAGACGAAAACGUCUCAAAUGAAAAGUUAUCAGAAGCUGAAAAAUAUCACGCAUCAUAGCGAAAUGAUACGUCAUCAAAAUGCGACCGCCAUACAACGUAGCCUCAUGCUUACUAGCCAGUGUAAGAGUGCGGGGAAAGAACAACGACGGCUACAGAACGACAAUGGACAGAGUUAGAGAGUACGACAACUUAAAACAACAACUUGAAAAUGGAGAGCUGACUCAAAAAGGGUUUGACACACGAGUAAAAAAGCUUCUGGUGGCAAAGGAAACCGGGCAGAGUGAAGGGAGUUCCAGUUCUAGCAAUGAUUAUUUGACUGCAGCUGAGGCUUUUGCCAAAGCAAAACAUCUUGUACAGCCGCAAGUUGUGAAGAAGAAGCAAUAUCCACUGGCAGUUAAACCAUCAAAGUCGUCACUUCUAAAGGUUAAAAUGGCUCCCAUGGAGUGGAGGCCACGGACUACAAAGAGGUCAGGGAAAUAUCAAAAAAUUAUUUUGGAAGAGAUCCCUCCCCGUGUUGUCCUGCAGGGAGAUGAGACCUAUGACGACCUGCUAAAAAUAGGACAAGAAAUGUUCUGGCCUGACAAGCACGAUCAAAGUGAAUUCACCCUUUGCCAUGGAGACGGUAGUAGGUGGACCAAGGUGGAAUUCUCUGCAGAGUUCAAAACUGUUUCUGAUAUGACCACUCCUUGGAAAAGGACUCUUUAUGUUGGACGAAGAGAAUUGGAUAAUUUGGAAGUUAUCUGCGUAGAUGAUGAAACUACAGCACCAGAUGAGGAGGAUGAAGGGGAUAUGGAUCAAAGUAUGUUUGAUGAGGAUUCCAGUGCCGAGUCAGCUAGAGGCAGUAGUGCAGGGACAGCUGUAGCUCAACACAUUUCAAAUCUCAGGGUCAACAGUGAGUCAACUGCAGAGGCAGCGGUAGGUGAGAAUUGGACAUCAGAGAGUGCAGUGGAGGGAAAUGAGAGUGUGAAGGCUUCACACGAUCCCAUCCUGCCCUCUUUGUAUCUUCCACGUGUCCCAUAUGUGGACAGCUCCUUAAUCAAAUACGAUGAAAGGCUUCUCCUUGGAGAAGGAACGUUUGGUCAGGUGUACGGAGGCUCGUACCAGGGUACACCUGCGGCUGUAAAAAGAAUAGUGUUAGGAAGUGCCAAAGCAGAAGAGCAGGACAUCCACCAUGAAAUAAAUGUGUCUCUGAGACUGUCACAUCCCAACAUUGUGAGACUUCUGGCGGCAGCUCGCAGUGACACCUGCUUUUUGUUGGCUACAGAGUAUAUCCAUGGAGCUCCUCUUGAUGUCGUCAUUAACUCUGACAGCUGCAUUGUAAAGCUGGAAGGACACGAUGACGAAUUCAUCGCUCUCGAUCUAGCAAUGGCGACAGAGUAUAUCCAUGCACAGCAGGUUAUUCAUCAGGACCUUAAGCCAGCCAAUGUUAUGAUUCAAUUACAGUCGAAGAGGGCAGUCCUAACAGACUGGGGUUUGGCCAAUAUUAGAGACACUGUCCAGCUUCGCCAAGGUAGCCGUGCACAAGGACAGGCUGUAGGGCCCAUGGGCGGGACAUUCCUGUACAUGGCACCUGAGUGCAUCCUGCACUUUCAGGAUGCCUCCUGGUACACUGACAUGUGGUCCCUGGGGGCCACCUAUCUGGAAUUGUUCACAAGGUCAUCCCCAUGGCUCAUCAGAAAACAACGAGAGCUGGCUGCUCUCAUGGCAUCGAAGACCCCUCCACACGCUCUCCAAAGUCUCAACGAGAAGUACCACUUUUUGGGUACAUUGCUCAACUAUGAGCCGCAAUCCCGACCCAACGCCUCAGGAGUAGUAGAAUUUCUCAAGUCAGGGCUUGGCCUGGAUUUAGAGAGCCGAUAUGGGUAUAAGUGGUAGAGAAAUGCUGACAGUGUGAGGAAGUGUUUUUGUGUUCUGAUAGUUCUAGUGAAGUCAUAGUUUAAAUAAUUGAAAGCUUCCAAUUUGUUCUACAUUGAUGUCCAGUGUGUGUUCAGCUGCAAAAGUAUCCACAUUAAAAUAAAGAGCAUG